AGCCGCUGCCAUCUUUCCUCCGCUCCGAACACACGGAGCCCGGGGCCGCAGCUCGCAGCCGCCUUCGCCCGGCCCGGGGAAGGGCCCACCCAGCCGCCGCCGCCGCCCGCCCGCUGCAGCCUUCGCCGCCGCCGCCGCCGCCCGCCAGGCUUCGGGACCCAGCCGGUGCCGCCGCCCGCUGCGCGCCCCGCCGCCGCCUUCGCCUUUUGUUUCCUCCGCUCCGGCGCCCCCGCCCCGGCUCGCGCUUUGCAGGGGACGCAGCGCGCGCCCCCAGCGGCCCGGGGAAAGCCGCGGCGCGCGCCUGCGCGGGGACCCCUCCUCCUCCUCCCCGCGCGCGCGCCCCUGUUGGCUGCGCGCCGGCGCCGCCUGGCGGGCGGGAGGGGAGGCGGCAGGCGAGUUGGCAGGAGGGGCGCACCUCUGUGCGCUGUUCCCCCCCGGAGGUAGACCGAGAAGGGGAGGCGGGCGGGCGGGCGGAGAGGCGAGAGGAGCGCGCGAUCCGGCGGGGGUAGGGGCCGCUAUGUGGGGGGUGGUGCGCCCUGCAGUCUAGACGGUACGAUCCGGGCAGGGGGCGUGUGCGCUCGGCGCACCUGCGAGACUACAGAGCCCCGGGGCCGGCACGUGUGGGGAGUAUAGACACGUCCGCUGCGCCCCUCUUGUUCCUGCCUAGGGGAAGGGAAAGGGGCGGGCGAGAGCCGCGGCCGGGAGAGCGGGGAGGGGGCGGCGGACAUGGAGCGGGUGAACGACGCGUCCUGCGGCCCGUCGGGCUGCUACACCUACCAGGUGAGCAGGCACAGCACCGAGAUGUUGCACAACCUGAACCAGCAGCGCAAAAACGGCGGGCGCUUCUGCGACGUGCUCCUGCGGGUGGGGGACGAGAGCUUCCCGGCGCACCGCGCCGUGCUGGCCGCCUGCAGCGAGUACUUCGAGUCGGUGUUCAGCGCCCAGUUGGGCGAUGGCGGAACCGCGGACGGGGGUCCCGCCGACGUGGGGGGCGCGGCGGCGGGGCCCGGCGGCGGGGCCGGGGGCGGCCGGGAGCUGGAGAUGCACACCAUCAGCUCCAAGGUGUUCGGGGACAUCCUGGACUUCGCCUACACUUCCCGCAUCGUCGUUCGCCUGGAGAGCUUCCCCGAGCUCAUGACGGCCGCCAAGUUCCUGCUGAUGCGGUCGGUCAUCGAGAUCUGCCAGGAAGUCAUCAAACAGUCCAAUGUGCAGAUCCUGGUGCCCCCUGCCCGCGCUGACAUCAUGCUCUUUCGUCCCCCCGGGACCUCAGACUUGGGCUUCCCUUUGGACAUGACCAACGGGGCAGCCCUGGCAGCCAACAGCAAUGGCAUUGCAGGCAGCAUGCAGCCCGAGGAGGAGGCGGCUCGGGCAGCUGGCGCGGCCAUUGCCGGCCAGGCGUCCUUGCCUGUGUUACCUGGGGUGGACCGCUUGCCCAUGGUGGCCGGACCCCUGUCCCCCCAACUGCUGACUUCCCCAUUCCCCAACGUGGCAUCCAGUGCCCCUGCCCUGACUGGCAAACGAGGCCGGGGCCGCCCAAGGAAGGCCAACCUGCUGGACUCCAUGUUCGGGUCCCCGGGGGGCCUGCGGGAGGCAGGCAUCCUCCCGUGUGGCCUGUGCGGGAAGGUGUUCACCGAUGCCAACCGGCUCCGGCAGCACGAGGCCCAGCAUGGCGUCACCAGCCUCCAGCUGGGCUACAUCGACCUCCCUCCUCCCAGGCUGGGUGAGAACGGGCUGCCCAUCUCCGAGGACCCCGACGGACCCAGAAAGAGGAGCCGGACCAGGAAGCAGGUGGCGUGUGAGAUCUGCGGCAAGAUCUUCCGCGAUGUGUACCAUCUCAACCGGCACAAGCUUUCCCACUCGGGGGAGAAGCCCUACUCCUGCCCCGUGUGCGGGCUGAGGUUCAAGAGAAAAGACCGCAUGUCCUACCACGUGCGGUCCCACGACGGGUCCGUGGGCAAGCCCUACAUCUGCCAGAGCUGUGGGAAAGGCUUCUCCAGGCCCGAUCACUUGAAUGGACACAUCAAGCAGGUGCACACCUCCGAGCGGCCUCACAAGUGUCAGACCUGCAACGCUUCCUUUGCCACCCGAGACCGGCUGCGCUCCCACCUGGCCUGUCAUGAGGACAAAGUGCCCUGCCAGGUGUGCGGCAAGUACUUGCGGGCAGCGUACAUGGCGGACCACCUGAAGAAGCACAGCGAGGGGCCCAGCAACUUCUGCAGCAUCUGCAACCGAGGUUUCUCCUCUGCCUCCUACUUAAAGGUCCAUGUUAAAACCCACCACGGUGUUCCCCUUCCCCAGGUCUCCAGGCACCAGGAGCCCAUACCGAAUGGGGGAGCAGCGUUCCACUGCGCCAGGACCUAUGGCAACAAAGAAGGCCAGAAAUGCUCACAUCAGGAUCCGAUUGAGAGCUCCGACUCCUACGGUGACCUCUCGGAUGCCAGCGACCUGAAGACUCCGGAGAAGCAGAACACCAACGGCUCUUUCUCCUGCGACAUGGCGGUCCCCAAAAACAAGAUGGAGUCCGACGGGGAGAAGAAGUACCCCUGCCCCGAGUGCGGGAGCUUCUUCCGUUCCAAGUCCUACUUGAACAAACACAUCCAGAAGGUGCAUGUCCGGGCGCUCGGGGGCCCCCUGGGGGACCUGGGCCCCGCCCUCGGCUCGCCUUUCUCUCCCCAGCAGAACAUGUCUCUCCUCGAGUCCUUCGGGUUUCAGAUUGUGCAGUCGGCGUUCGCAUCGUCUCUAGUAGAUCCCGAGGUUGACCAGCAGCCCAUGGGGCCAGAGGGGAAGUGAGGCAGAGGCCACGUCCCUGUGGAGGCGGCCGUCCAUCCGGGGACUGCUGAGAAAUGCUGUGAAUGCGGAGGGAAGUGAUGUCUUUGGAUUCUGUAGCGGAGAGAUUUUUAUUCGUUUUUAAACCCCGCCCUCCCACCUUAUCGUCCCAUCCCCUCUCCACCCGCCCACCCCCGUGGUCUUUAGAUAGAUCCCCAUCUGAUACUCUGCAGACAUGUCUGUGAGGCCCAGGAUGGGGCAAGGGCAGGAAACACUACAUAGGCCAUCAAGGGCCUUCAAGGCAACAAGGGUUCCAGUUUCUCUGGAAUUCCUGGUGCUCAGUUCUUAGUGACCCCCAUCCCAAACCCACAGCUGACGGCAUUCUGGGACCUCGGUGAUUCUGGUCCCCUGCCACUUCUCUAACCCCUCACUCCCCCAUCUCCUAGCCCUUAAGGGAGAACACAGUAGGUCUCCACCCACAUAUACAACUCUGACGCCCCACUGUCUUUAAGGAAGCUGGAAGCCUACAGCAUCCCAUGGACCAGAGGGCGAGUGUCCUCCAAGAGCCCCCCCUGAGCUUGACCCUUGACCCGGAGGGCCCCAGAAUGUUCGGAGCCCUGCUUGGAGUCUUAGCAUUUUGCUUCUAGGACAAGCUUAGCUGUUGAGGACACUCCCACCCAAAAUUACAGUUCUUACGUGAUUUUAACCAUUCAACUUGCUGUUGGGUUUUAAUUCUCUAAUUAUUAUUAUUAUUGUUAUUAUUUUUUAGGACCAGUUGUAGUGAAUUGCUACUGAAAGCUAUCCCAGGUGAUACAGAGCUCUUUGUAAACCGCAGUCACAGGUUAGGGUUAGUAUUAAACUUUGUUUAGAUGUACCAUAAUUAACUUGGCUAGUUGAUUGUUUGGAGUCUAUGGAAGAAAUAGUUUUAUGCAAAAUUUUAAAAAAUGCCAGUCUGGUCAGGGAGGUAGGGGGUUUAGUGCUAUUGGGGAGACAGGGAGACAGGAGAGCUGGCAGGCGGGGACAUUAUGUACCUCAGUUGUGUCACGUGUGAGCAAGCCCAGGUGGACCUCGUGAUGUGAAUUGAUCUGAUCAGACUGUAUUAAAAAACUUAGUACGUUA
Molecule: messenger RNA, 3885 nt
Organism: Pipistrellus kuhlii (Kuhl's pipistrelle)
Lineage: Eukaryota; Metazoa; Chordata; Mammalia; Chiroptera; Vespertilionidae
Gene: PATZ1
Product: POZ/BTB and AT hook containing zinc finger 1
Exons: 5
Coding region: 727-2790 (687 amino acids)
Biological process (GO): regulation of cytokine production; negative regulation of transcription by RNA polymerase II; regulation of immune system process
Cellular component (GO): nucleus
Molecular function (GO): DNA-binding transcription factor activity, RNA polymerase II-specific; protein binding; RNA polymerase II cis-regulatory region sequence-specific DNA binding
Source: RefSeq, a predicted model, not a curated record